UUAGCGGGCUGUUUUCGGUGCGCCCGUGCCGUGCGACGCCACGCUCCCCGUGAUUUAGGGAACUUAUUACUUUCUUAUCUGCGUGCGAUAACUAGCGGGGGGUGAGUGCUCGUUCAUUGAAGUGAGCCACCGUGACUCCAGAUGAACGGACCCACGCGGGGUCUGCCAAUGAUUCUUCAUUUUUCAAGGACCUCCGCCACUCCUACCGGAGAGACCUAACGGAGAAGCGGCGCGUGCUGGCGAGGGCAGGGGAAAGCGGACCGAGAGGGCAUGUCUGUUUCAAACAUCUGUCUUAACAUGAAAUUAUACGUCAAGGGUAGCAAUGGAUAACGUUUCAGUGGCCAGUCGAAAACUACUACAACUGUUUGGCAACUUGAGAUAGCUUUCAGAAAAAAACAACUUUCUGAAUGACGGUAGUAGGUUAUCAGCAUCGUUUCGCUGAUUGCCUCGUGAAGAUUCGCUGCGUUCUGAAGAGUCUUAUCGUCAUGAGUUGGUGCUCAGCUAUCUGGAGCAAGAUAUUGCUGAGGCUGUAAAACAACAUUGCGAGCUGCUUGGUUUGUUACUUCAGUUCAGUCGCACUGCACGUGUGGUGGUGGUGGGCUUGUCUUGACGUGACGACGUAACUAAUAUUAACCAAAUCAAUACAACUUGCACUCGUCUUGGACUUCAAAGGAUCAAAGCUCCGUUAGUUGCCGCUGCGUCCCAUCUGAUAACUUUGACAUCGGUACUUUGACUUUGAUAGCCUUUUUUCUCUCCUCUAACCACCAUGUUUGUCGCUGGACGACUUUUCUUGUUGUGCGGCACUACGGGUCAUGAUUUGUUUGUUUAUUUAAUCGGAUUUGGGAGCAAGAUAGGUGGCCCAUAAAACAACAAACUGUUCUGUGUUUGUGUUGUGAGUGCCGCUGAAAACCUUUAACGCACCAAGCGAAGCGGUUUGUUUCUUGGCUUGGCACUGCAGUGCCCAUUCUCUUAUUAUUAGUUUCCGAAAACGGUUAACUCGCGUAGGCUACUCAAGUCGUUAUAACAAUGACUUCGGUUGCAUUUCAGCGCCAUUGGUUGAUCAUUAAAUAAAACCCUCGGGGGCACUAUCUAGUAGAAGUAGCAGCCCUUUAGGCUUCUAUUUCCGUAGUAAGAGUUUAUGGUUUUGAUAAUGAUGUUGGGAAGUCCGAGUUCGGCCAACAACGGCGGGAUCAGGAUGCUAACUCCCCCGGCUCCCAGCGACGACAGGCGGGUUGAGUUUGUCGCCCUGACCGCUGUCCACACCGAGAGAAGCGAGCCCUCCACUCCCGAGAGGGGACACCCGUCUCACCGGACCGGGCUGCUUGGGACCCCGCUGCCAGGACCCCCGGGACCGCGGGCCAACGCUUCGGGGUCCAGCAAGCGCUUCAGAAAGUUGCAGAAUUUCCUGUACAACGUCUUGGAGAGACCGCGAGGAUUUGCGUUCAUCUACCACGCGUUCAUUUUCCUGCUGGUGUUCAGCUGUCUGGUACUGUCUGUCUUCUCCACCAUCCCCGACCACCAGAAGUUCGCCAACGAAGGACUCUUCAUCCUGGAGUUUGCGAUGAUCGUUGUGUUUGGUCUGGAGUACUUCGUGCGUGUGUGGGCUGCGGGCUGCUGCUGCCGCUACAGGGGGUGGCAGGGACGACUUCGCUUCGCCAGGAAACCCUUCUGUGUCAUAGACUUCAUCGUGUUCGUGGCGUCGAUGGCGGUCAUCGCGGCGGGUACGCAGGGCAACAUCUUCGCCACGUCGGCGCUGCGGAGCAUGAGGUUCCUGCAGAUCCUCCGCAUGGUGCGAAUGGACCGACGAGGAGGCACCUGGAAACUACUGGGAUCCGUGGUGUACGCACACAGCAAGGAGCUGAUCACCGCCUGGUAUAUCGGUUUCCUGGUGUUGAUAUUCGCCUCCUUCCUCGUCUAUUUGGCCGAGAAGGACGUCAACACUGAGUUCUCCACGUACGCAGACUCCCUCUGGUGGGGCACGAUCACGCUGACUACGAUAGGCUACGGUGACAAGACGCCCCACACCUGGCAGGGUCGCCUGCUGGCAGCCGCCUUCGCUCUCCUCGGGGUCUCCUUCUUCGCCCUCCCAGCUGGUAUCCUGGGGUCGGGGUUUGCCCUGAAGGUGCAGGAGCAGCACAGGCAGAAGCACUUUGAGAAGAGGCGGACGCCUGCAGCCAACCUCAUACAGGCUGCGUGGCGUCUGUACUCUACAGAUGCGCGGCGCUCCUACUUGACGGCCACCUGGUACUUCUACGACAGUAUGCUUCCGUCCUUCAGGGAGCUGACGCUCCUCUUCAGCCACCUCCAGCGGCAGCGCAGCCACAAGAAGUUCCUGACCAACUCCUACCACACCCUACUGUCAGGGCUCAAACCCUACACCGCCCCCUACCUGCCUGGAGACAGGAAGUCUGAGGCCAGGUGUGUUGCUCUCGUUUCUAAAAAGCGGGGUCUCUUCCGGAUCCAUGCGGGCCGCAAGCAGAGCGGCAGCAAGAUGGGUUUCCGGGACCGCAUCCGGAUGAACAACUCGCGCUCGUCGCAGGCCAUCCGCAACAAGGCGUCCCCCGUGGGGGGGCCCACUGGCGCCACCGUGCGGCGCUCCCCCAGCCAGGAGAACGUUGCCGAGGUAACGAGCCCCGGGAAGGUCCAGAAGAGCUGGAGCUUCAACGACCGCACGCGAUUCCGCACCUCGCUACGACUCAAACCCAGACCACCCGCUGACGUGGAGGGGGCAGGGGAGGAGAGUACGGAGGAUAAGCCCUACUGUGAUGUCACCAUGGACGAGGUCAUUCCCGCCGUGAAGACUCUGAUACGCGCUGUCAGGAUUCUGAGGUUCCUGGUGGCUAAAAGGAAGUUUAAGGAGACUCUGCGGCCGUACGACGUGAAGGACGUGAUCGAGCAAUACUCCGCAGGACACCUCGACAUGCUGGGCAGAAUCAAGAGCCUACAGACCAGGGUGGACCAGAUAAUUGGCCGUGGGACGGUGCAGACGGAUAAGAAGGGAGAGAGGAGGGAGAAAGGAGAGAAGCCGCCCCCCGACCUGGAAGGCAUGGAGGAGCUGAGCAUGCUGGGACGUGUAGUCAAAGUGGAGAAACAGGUGCAGUCCAUUGAGAACAAGCUGGACCUACUGCUGAACUUCUACUCCCAGUGCCUGAAGAAAGGCUCCUCCCACCUGAUCCUCUCCUCCCAGCUGGAACCGGACCAGAAGGCCUCGUCCCAUUUCACGCUCUCCUCCCUGCUAGAACCGGACCUGACGUCGGACUACCAAAGCCCCACCGACCAGAGAGACCUCUUCCCCUCCGCUAACACCCUCAACAUCCCCCAGUCCGAUAGCAACCCCAACAUGGACUGAACCGGGUCGCAAGACCCAACAUCUCCACUGUCCAACAUCCAGAACCGGGCCAGCCUAACACCUUCAACAUCCCCCAGUCCGAUAGCAAUCCCAACAUGGACUGAACCGACCCGGGCCAACAAGACCCAACAUCCCCCCACUCUCAAAUCCUGAACCGGGCAAAGCCGACAAGACCCCUUGACAUCGCCCCUCUCGCACAGAACCCCAAUAUGGACUGAACCAGGUCAGCCAUAUACCCUCAACAGUCUGAUAGCAACCUCAACAUGAGCUGAACCGGGCCAACACCCUGAAUAUCCCCCCACUCUCACCUCCUGAACCGGGCCAACACCCUGAAUAUCCCCCAGUCCGAUAGCAACCCCAACAUGGACUGAGCCAACCGGGCCAACAAGACCC
Engraulis encrasicolus (European anchovy) is the source of this 3742-nucleotide messenger RNA. RefSeq names its product potassium voltage-gated channel subfamily KQT member 4. The coding region runs from base 1139 to 3349 and encodes 736 amino acids. Gene Ontology annotation, biological process: potassium ion transmembrane transport. The record is from RefSeq and is a predicted model, not a curated record. The transcript has 16 exons. Gene Ontology annotation, molecular function: voltage-gated potassium channel activity. Lineage: Eukaryota; Metazoa; Chordata; Actinopteri; Clupeiformes; Engraulidae. Gene Ontology annotation, cellular component: membrane; voltage-gated potassium channel complex.